ACAAUCGGAUACCAACAGCUGUUGUGUAAACCUUUAAUCUCUGUUUCAGGAAUAUGUAAUGAGAUUGUGAUCAUUCAUAUGUCUCUGGAUCAGUGGUGUAGUCUCCCCCCCACUUCCUCCAGCCAGCCUUGCGGGGGGUGAAGGACACUCUGCCACUGGGUCACCUGAAGCUCACCCACUGGGCCAAAGGGGUGUGCCCAGGGGCCCCAGCCAAUUGAGGGGCCCUAGACAAAUGGGUGCCCCUGCCUGCUGCACCCCCUCUGCUCAGCGCUCCUGUGAGGGUGUAGGGGCUUGCCUUGCUCCACUCUCAGGCUGGAGUGCCGGGUGGGGUGGGGCAAGCCGCCCCCCCCCCCACUCCCCAGCUGGAGUGUCGGGCGGGCAGAGCCGGGGCUGGGGGAUGGCCCUGCAUGCUAAGUGAGUGAGCCGUGGCCCGCCUGUGGCUAUGCCCCUGUUCUGGAUCUUUUAAGAUGACUCCAUUGAUAAAUGUCCUCCAAAUGGAUGAACCUCAAAGGAGACCAUGACAUUUCCCCCCAAGUCCAAUUCCAGUUCUUCCGCACUGUCAGAGUUGUGUUAAGUUUUAGUUAUAAAGCUGAACUGGGAGCUAUUUUAGGUCUCCUAAUUCAGGGUUUUUUUAAAAUUUAGCUUAAAAGGUUAAAUGAGCCUACCUACAUGCUAACAGCAUCAAGUGGGUUUAUGAAGGAAUUGAUUGAUUUUUGUAUUUAAAUUGUCUAAUAUUCAUUUUUAAAAUAUCCUGCUAAAAGUAGUUGGAAAAUUCUUUUUAUUAUUUCACCUGUCUCCCCACUUUUUUGUGUGUGGUGAGGUUCCAGUGUGCAUCUUUGUCAAUUGGUACAUGGAGACUGUAUCUAUAAAACCCAAACGACCAGUCAGAACAUGACAGGACACUCAUCCAAACUAAAUGUGUCCCAAGUUACCAACUCUUUUAAUUUUAGCAAAGUUUUGUUGUGUUUGAUGUUUUUCAUAAAACCAGGCUUCUAAAGUUGUGUGACUGUAAGCAUUCAUUUUUUUAAAAAAUAGAUUUUUAGCCCAUGUGGUUACAAAGUUAAGCCUGAAAAUGUGACUGAACUGCCCUUUAGAGGCUCAGAAAUCAAGAGGGUAAAAACAAAACCUGAAAUAUAUUUUGAAAUCUCAUAAUUUUUAAGCUAAUCUCAUGAUUUUUGGAACCCUGACAUGAUUUUUGAAAACUUCAGGUUGGAAAUACUGUAAACUCCAAUGCUGUUAAAAUGAAGGCAGAGUUUUGUGAAGCUGGUUUAACAGAACAGCAGUUGAUCAAUUACAUUCUGAAUCCUCAGCAGUGAAGUGGGCUAGAAUAUAUUUCCUCUUUAAAUGUAAAUUUGAGUGAAUCAGAAAAUAAAGUGGAGCUAGCAAGAUCCAAAAACUGUGAUACAUUCAUUUUACAUGUUUGUUAAAUACUUUGCUACUCUUAAACCAUUAGGGACAACUGAGCUAACUUGACAUUUUUAUCUGAGAACCCUGAGAUCUCUGAAAACUGAGCUAUCUCUAGGGUUAAGAGGGAUAAGUAACCCUAAAUUGAGACCUGUUACUUUUUAUUUUUAAAAGCACAAGCAUAAAUGUGUCUUUAUAGUGUGGAUAAGAACAGAACAUAAGAAUGACCAUACUGGGUCUGACAAGUGGUCCAUCUAGCUCAGUAUCCUGUCUUUCAACGGUGACUAGUGCUAGAUGCUUCAGAGAGAAUGAACAGAGCAGGGUAUUUAUUGAAUGAUAAAUCAUGUGUCGUCCAGUCGCAGCUUUUUUUGGACAGUGAGAGGCUUAGGGACAUCCAGAUCAUGGGGUUACAUCCCUGACCGUCUUGCCUAAUAGCCAUUGACAAACCUAUCUGCCAUGAAUGUAUCUAAUUCUUUUUUGAACCUAGUUAUACUUUUGGCCUUCGCAGUAUCCCCUGAUAAUGAUUUCCACUGUGUGUUGUGUGAAAAAGUACUUCCUUAUGUUUGUUUUAAACCUGCUGCCUAUAAUUUCAUUGGAUGGUCACUGGUUCUUGUGUUAUAUAAAGGGGUAAAUAACAUGUCCCUUCACUUUCUCCACACCAUUUGUGAUUUGAUAGACCUGUAUCAUAUCCCUCCUUAGUCAUGUCUUUUCUAAGAUGAACAGUCCCAGUCUUUUUAAUCUCUUCUCAUAUGGAGCUGUUCCAUACCCCUAAUAAUUUUUGUUGGCCUUCUCUGUACUUUUUCCAAUUCUGAUAUAUCUUUUUUGCGAGGGGGCGACCAGAACUGCAUGCAGUAUUCAAGGUGUGGGCAUACCAUUUUGAAUUCAGAGCUCAAAAGCUUGUCUCUAUCACUAACAGAAGUUGAUCCAAUAAAAGAUACCACCUCACAUACCUUGUCUUUCUGAUAUCUGGGGACCAACAUGGCUAUAACAACCCUGCAAGCAAUCUUUAUAUUGUAUCCUUUUGGAAUUUUUUUCUUUGUGAUAAACAGGGCCUUUUGGACAAUGGCGAACAAAGCAACUGCUGAAACAUCCUCCAUUUUCAUGCAGGGUUCCAUUAGAGGGCACAUGAAAGAGAAGAAGGAUAGAGCUUUAAAAGCUGCAAAACUGAAUGCCUGUCUUGCAUCUAAAAUCAAAACUAAAAUAAUAAACAACUCUUCUAUUUUUAAGAUAUCUUUAAAACAUAAUAAUAAAGCAUUGGCUCUGGCUUUGACUCUGGAGAAGGAAAAUACUCGGAGGCUGAAGAAUGAGAAGAUCUUUCUACAGAAAGAAGUAGAGGAGUUGCAUUUUUAUAAUGUCGUGCUUCGUCAAAAAUUAAACUGUUUGAAUAAAACUCUCAUAGAAAUAGAAGCAUUUAUGAAUAACAACCUUUUAACAGCAAUUGAAAUGAGCAGUUUUUCUGAGCAUAUUCAGAAUCCUCUUACACUGACAAGUGGUCAAAGCAGCUGUGUUGAUCAUCAGUCCAAGACUUUGUAUCAUUCAGUUAGAUCUGUAAGAAUGCCAAUGAAGGAACCAUUAAUUGCAGUACAUAAUGCAAAACAGCAAGGCAGCCUUUCAUUGUGUGAAAAAUCAGAAGAUCUUUGUAACCUCACCUCUGUAAUAUCAAAUGAAAUUUGCCCAGCUCAGAUCAGUGUUGAAUUGUUGUUAGAGUCUGAGAAAAAUAACCAAAAGUCAAAUGAAAUAGACAAAAUGGAAACAAUCUUUGACUCAAAUAUAUUUUUCAGAGGUAUGCUGUAUUAAUUUUUUGUAAUCAAUUUGUUUUUAGAAAUUACUAUGUUUAGUAUAUAAAAUAAAUUAAUUAUGGUGAGAUACAGUACAUAUACAUGAUAAAUAAAAGCCACCGUUCAUUUCA
This is a messenger RNA of Caretta caretta (loggerhead turtle), 3313 nucleotides long. Lineage: Eukaryota; Metazoa; Chordata; Testudines; Cheloniidae. The record is from RefSeq and is a predicted model, not a curated record.